AAUUAAUGACACACUCCACCAACAAUAAUUACCUUCCUCCUCCUCCCCCUCUCCUUCCACCUUUCUCUCCAUUUUUCCCUCCUCUCUGAAAGCCUCCAUGUCCCUGCCUCUCCCUGUACAUGGAUAUGCGUCUAUUUCUGUACCUUGACGUACUGUCCCAUAUGGAGUCCAACGCUGUUUUGUUGCCUUGUUCAUAAUCAUCUGCUUUGCCUUCGUAAUUGAAUCAUGAAUUAUACCAUCAAGAACAGGGCGUUGUCAGCGUCUCAAUCAACCCAACCAUUCUGUUUUUUUCUGAAUUCUUCAAUGUUCAUUUCGGGAUGUUGUAUUUAAAGCAGCCUAACCUCGUUUUGGGGGGCAUUUAAGGUGUCGGCGGUUGUGAUUUCCUUCUUUCUCCCUUCUGGCUCUAUAUGAUACGUUGUGAGGUGAUAUGAUUUGAUAUCAUAUCCUCUUUUCUUGCUUCUUCUAUUCAAUUCUAUUCUAUUCUAUUCUAUUGUUGAUUUGUGCUGUUCUGUGAUUUGCAUGCCCUUCUCCUAGUUUCCCUGAGCCUGGGCCUGUGGUGCGAGGCUCGGGGGAUCUGUAAAUCUUUUCUCAAAUAUGGCUUCUUUAGAGGCCGACCCCUUCUCCUCCACCAAUCCCACCGCUUCCUCUGAGAAUAACUCGUUCUCCACCUUUCCACUCCCAUCCCCUGAAAAUGAUGCUUACUCCAACUCUGCUGCAUCUUCUGAUGACCUCCGUUCUGCCUCGCCUGCUUGUAUGCACAAAUUCAGGCUCUAUGAGACUCGAUCGAAAUUUUACAUUGUAGGAAGAGACAAGAGUAGAACAUAUUGGAGAGUGCUCAAAAUUGAUAGGAUGGAUCUGUCGGAGCUAAACAUUCGGGAAGAUUCUGCUGUAUAUACUGAAAGUGAAUGUUCUGAUCUGCUGAGACGCAUACACGAGGGUAAUAAAUCUACAGGCGGACUGAAGUUUGUGACCACUUGUUAUGGUAUUGUUGGGUUCAUUAAAUUCCUAGGACCCUAUUACAUGCUGCUUAUUACGAAGAGGCGUCAAAUUGGUACGAUAUGUGGUCAUACUAUAUAUGCUGUUUCCAGAAGUGAGAUGAUUCCACUUUCAAAUCCAGCGGUUCGGUCCAACAUAGCCAUUUCAAAGAAUGAGAACAGAUACAAGAAGCUCCUAUGCUCGGUGGAUCUCACGAAGGACUUCUUUUUCAGCUACUCAUACCAAGUUAUGCGUAGCCUUCAAAAAAAUAUAUGUGAUAAUGAGACAGGCCAUGCCCUUUAUGAAACCAUGUUUGUCUGGAAUGAAUUUCUGACACGUGGAAUCCGAAAUCACUUGCAUAACACUAUUUGGACGGUUGCUUUGGUCUAUGGUUUCUUCAAGCAGGCUACACUAUCUCUAGAUGGGCGAGAUUUUAAGUUGACCCUCAUUGCUAGACGUUCUCGCCAUUAUGCUGGCACAAGGUAUUUGAAACGAGGUGUGAAUGAAAAAGGUAGAGUGGCAAAUGAUGUCGAGACUGAACAAAUUGUUUUUGAGGAUGUCCCUGAAGGGGUUCCUAUGCAUCUAAGUUCUGUUGUCCAGAAUCGUGGCUCAAUCCCUCUUUUCUGGUCACAGGAAACUUCGCGCUUGAACUUAAGGCCUGAUAUUAUAUUGUCGAAGAAGGAUCCAAAUUAUGAAGCAACCAGACUUCAUUUUGAAAAUCUUGCUAAAAGAUAUGGCAACCCCAUAAUUAUAUUGAACUUGAUAAAGACACGUGAGAAGAAGCCACGAGAAUCUAUACUUCGUGCAGAGUUUGCUAAUGCUAUUGACUUCAUUAAUAAGGAACUUUCCGAGGAGAACCGUCUUAGGUUUCUUCAUUGGGAUCUGCACAAGCAUGCUCGGAGUAAAACCACAAAUGUUUUACAGCUUCUGGGGAAAGUGGCUGCUUUUGCAUUGACGCGUACAGGAUUCUUUCAUUGUCAUGUUACUCCAGCUUUAAGAUCUGAAAGGAGUGAAGGAAAUUGUAGCUUAUCUUCUCAGUUGCAUUCAGACAAUGAUAUUGAAGAUGCUGCUAGCAUGGAAAAGCAAACAAGUGUCGAAAAUCUUGCUUUUAAUGGAAAUUGCGUUAUAAAACAGCCAAUAUUCCAGAGUGGGGUGCUGAGGACCAAUUGCAUAGACUGCCUCGACCGUACAAAUGUUGCACAAUAUGCAUAUGGGCUUGCUGCUCUUGGACACCAGCUUCAUGCCUUGGAAAUCUUAGAUUCCCCCAAAAUUGAUCUUGAUGCCCCUUUGGCUGACGAGUUAAUGGGAUUUUAUGAGAGGAUGGGUGACACACUCGCACACCAGUAUGGUGGCUCAGCAGCUCACAAUAAGAUAUUCUCCGAAAGAAGGGGACAGUGGAAAGCAGCGACACAGUCUCAGGAGUUCUUCAGAACUCUUCAAAGAUAUUACAGCAAUGCCUACAUGGAUUCAGAAAAACAAGAUGCUAUUAAUUUAUUUCUGGGAUAUUUUCUACCACAAAAGGACAAACCUGCACUCUGGGAACUAGAUUCAGAUCAGCAUUGUAAAGUAGGGAGGAACGGGCGAAUCUAUGCAGAAGAAGAUGGAAGGUCAGCAUUCAAAAGAUCCUUGUCAGAUGGUAAUAUUCUCCACGAAAAUUGCUCACCAAUGUUAUCUACAAACAGAAGGCUAGAAAAACAUUCAAAUUCAGUAUUAUCCAGACAAUCGCGAGGAAGUAGCAAGGUUCUUUUGGAAUCGUCUCCAGAGACAUCCUCUUCUGGAAGUGAUAUAGCAUUGUCAAGGUAUACUCCCUCGAUGCCUCAGCGGCGAAUUUUUGGGACCAUUCAAAGAGAAAGAGGCUUUGAAGGUAACCAUAUUUUCUUUUCAGAAGGGGACGCUACGAGUUGCUCAAACUUUGUUGACCUGGACUGGCUUUCAUCCUCUGGGAAUUCAUGUGAGGAGGAGUCAUUUGAGAGGUCCUAUGCGUCCAACUCUCCAACUGCCAGAGAGUCGUCUGAAAAUGUUAUCACUGGAGAAUCGACUCCCUCUGUGAGUGAAUAUGGUUCAAGCAUGAAGGUAAUGGAGCAGAAUGCAAUGGAAGUUUCCCAAGUGAACACACAGAAACUUAACGUUGUGGAGGAAUAUUCAGAGAACUUUGUGCAGUGGGUGAAAUAUGGGGAGACCCUCUGUUAUUGAAGCCUUUCUCACAAUCUAUCCCUAUUCUCACCAUCAUGACAGAACGCUGCCAAAAUACAAGUGCGUGCCAACGGGUGAGCAGAAACAAACUCUGGGGGAGCACUGGUUCUUCCAAACCAACACUCAUUCCUCCUAUUCAAACAUCCACUUCAUUCCCAACUACAAAAAUGGUAAAUAGUGAACCUCUAAAUCUGAAAAUAAUAAUAACAAUAAUUCUUUUGGAGCACAAAUUUUUUCCUCCGAUGCUAGGCUAUGGGCAUCUCUAGGUAAAAUUAUGUAAAUAUUUCCCCUCUUAAAAUCGUGCUUAGAACACUGCAGAUCCAUGAUUCUUUUUAUUCAAUGUUAUUUUGGGAUUUUGAUUUUGUAACAUCGUGCUCUAAUUGACUUUUUGAAAUGUGUAAACUAUA
Messenger RNA from Cucurbita moschata (crookneck pumpkin), 3575 nucleotides. Its product is annotated as phosphoinositide phosphatase SAC3-like. Gene Ontology annotation, molecular function: phosphatidylinositol-3,5-bisphosphate 5-phosphatase activity. Gene Ontology annotation, biological process: phosphatidylinositol dephosphorylation. The transcript is spliced from 16 exons. Bases 595 to 3168 code for a protein of 857 amino acids. Lineage: Eukaryota; Viridiplantae; Streptophyta; Magnoliopsida; Cucurbitales; Cucurbitaceae. Gene Ontology annotation, cellular component: intracellular membrane-bounded organelle. The record is from RefSeq and is a predicted model, not a curated record.